CAAACAGGCGAACAUGCGAUAGUACCAUCGAGCGCAGCACUAGGCAAUGUUGCUCAGCCCUAAUAUUUUCUGCAGUUGCGGCGGCAUCGUUUGUGACAAAAGAAUUUCUGCUUAAAAAGAGUCGCACGCUAAUAUCAAUAAAUUUAAUAGAACUCAAUAAGGAACAGGUAAAAGCUUUAACCAAGCGCCAGCAAUAUUGCAAACCAAGCUGCAAACUUUUAACGGCGGGCCACGCAGGAAAAGCAAAGAGGGAGAAAUUGACGAAAGCAAUCGACGGCGCACACACACGCACAUAAAACACAGAGGCACGUUCACGCAUACAACUUUACACGAAGCCGGAGCCGGAGCCUGCUGAUAGAUUUUUUUUUUAUUAUUUGGCCUGGACACGCCGACUAGCGACAGAGGAAGUGAUAGGGAAAGGAGGAGCGACGCCUGCAACUGCGGCAAUUGCGUUUAGACAAUCAAGGCGAACACCGGCGAGAAGCAGCCCGCAGCGCUGUUUGAGUUAUGGGCGUCAGCAUGGAGUCGGAAGACACAGGCGGCAGCUCCAGAUCGUCGUCUGAAUCGCCGUCAAACUCGCGCCCAUCGACGCCCACAAAGAUAACAGCCGACGAUGAGGACUCCACGAUGAAAUCCAGUCCAGGCGGCGGGCAGGGCGACGGCGACGGCGACCUCAGUGGCGAUGGUGAAGGCGAUGGCGAUGGCGAUGCCAGUGAAGCUGCCGGUGGCGAUGGCGAGGUUAGUGGCGAUGGCAGCGCCGAUGGCGAUGGCGAUGGAAAUGCUCGGGGCGAUGGCAAUGCCAAGGUCGGUGGCAAUGCUGACAAUGCUGCUGCCAAGGGCGGUGCCAAGAAGGCCGUGCGCACGCGCUCCAACAGCAACUCGUCCGGGUCCAGCUCCAGAUCCAGUCGCAGCCGUCAGCGGCGCACCAAGCGAAAGAAGAAGAGUCCGGGCAAAAGCAGCAGCAGCAGCAGCAGCUCCAGUAGCAGCAGCAGCAGCAGCAGUAGCAGCAGCUCCAGCAGCAGCAGCUCCAGCUCCGACGACGACGACGAUAAAGCAAAAGCAUCAUCGCCCGCAGCUGCUGUGGAUGGCGAUGGCGACGGCGAUGGGCGCGCCGUGCCCGUUGCCAUUGCCAAAGAUAACGCCAAUGUCCAUGCCGAUGAGGACGCAGAUGGCGCCACCGCGGUCUCUGUUUCGCCCAGCAAAUCACCUCAGAACUCGGCGCGCAGUCGCAGCCGCAGCCGAAGCAAUAGCCCAGAGCGAUUAUACAAUCAGGUGGCAGUCGAUCUUAAUAUUAGCCACGAGGAUCUCAGCGAUGUGAGCGACAUUGAUAUGGACAAGCAGGCAACGUCCAAGGACUCGACAAACGUCGAUGACGAUGAGGAGGGCGCCAUUUCCAAUGACUCGCUGCCCGCUGUCCAAGAUUCCCCCACACUCAAUGGCAAGGAUCGCAGCGAGGAGGACAAAUCUUCCAGCCAGCAAUCAACAGACGAUAAAAUGGAUCUGGAGGGCGCCAACGGCUUGGAUGAUCUGGUCAAGACUCACGACGACGAUGCGCUCGAUUUCGAGGCGGAGGAGGGCGAGUGUCCAGAAAUUAAGGAGACGGACGGCGAGGCGGAAGGCGCCGCGAAUGCGUCUGCCAAUGGCAAUGGGAAUGACGUGAAUAAAAAAGGCGGACAGGCAAAGUCGCCGCCAUCGAAGGCUGAUGAUGAUGAUGACGAUGAUGAUGGCAAAGUGGUGGAGCUGGACGGCGAUGGCGAGGUGGGUGAGGACGGUGAGGAGGACGAGGCGGCUGGUUCGGACAGUGCCAAAAAGAAGAAAAAGGAUGAGGAGCUGGAGGAAGGCGAGGUAUCCGAUGAGGAUGAGAAACGACCAGAGGAGACUGAGCCGAAGCCCGUCUGUCGUUUCUAUACGCGCGGCCAGUGCACCUGGGGCAUGAGCUGUCGCUUCCUGCAUCCGGGCGUCACCGACAAGGGCAACUACACAAUGUUCGAGAGCCUGGUGCGCUCCGUGCCGAUGCAAAGCAGCAGCGGGGCCAGCAGCUCCUCGCGAGUAGCCAGCGGCAGUGCCUAUAACAGUCACAUGGCAGGCGUCACGCCUGCCGGUGACUAUCACGAUUAUCGCAACGAACGUCCCGCUGCGCUGCAUCAUCGCAGCGCCGCCGGACUGCAUCAUGCCGGCAUUUAUGCGGCGGGCACCGGUGUCGCCGGGCAUCAUGAUGCGCGCAGCGGCCUGAUAAUGCCCGAGGUGCCGGUGGUGGUGGAGAAUGCCUGGGAGCGUGGCCUGCGCACCGCCAAGGAGAUGAUGCGCAAGGCGAACAAGCGCAAGGAGCAGGACAUGGACUUUGAGGAUAAGAAAAUGAAUCUAACCCUCUCGCCCGAUGAACUGGAAAAGGAUCCAUAUUAUCUCAAGGAGCGCGGCAGUUCACCCAGCGUUGUGCGCGAAUUGCCGCCCAAUAAUCCCAUCAGCCAUGGCAAUCCGCGCACCCUCCUGCCCUCGGUGUACACAAUGUACGCCCAGCCGCUAGAUCGAUACCGUUCCCCGUACAUGCCGCCCAUCCCAUACGAGGAUGUGGACGUUUAUGGUCGCAUGGCGCGCUAUCGGGAACUGCCGCCACAUCGAAUGCCACAGUACGAGGAUGAUCGACGAUUGCGGCCCGCACGCGAGGUAAUCGUUCAGCGUGUGGAGGCUGUUGGGCGCGGCGAUGAGUGGAGCGAUCCCUGGAUGCGCUCCAAAUCGAUUGGACGUGGUCCGUCGUACGAGCGCGACGACAGACGACGCCGCGAUCGCCGCAGCUACAGCAGUAACACAUCCUAUUCCAGCUCCAACAGCUCACAGAGCGAUUCCAGCUCUGAUUCAUCGCGCUCCAGCAGCGCCUCUGAACACAAGCGUCGCUAUGCGCACAAGCUGAUGACCGCCUCCGCAACGCGUCGCCACGCAGCCGGACGCGCCCGUUCGCCCAGCCAAAUACCGCGACGUCCCAGACGCACGUCCAAGGGCAGCGCCUCCUCUGCAUACAAGCGCACUGCGCUGGAGAAGCGCAGCGCCGGCGGCGGCGGCGGCGCACACAGUCCCGCCUCCAAGCGCAAGAAGCUUUCGCCGGCGCCCAAAAAGUUUGACAAAUUGAGUCGUCGUCGUCGUAGCUCCAGCUCAUCAGAUUCAGAUUCCUCAGAUACUUCGUAUUCGGAUUCGGAAUCGGGUUCCUCCUCAUCGGACAGCUCAUCGGGCUCGCACGAGACGCCACAGAAGCGUGUACGUGCCACAGACAAGGCGCUCAACGAGCGCAAACUAAUCAAAAAACCCACUGAACAAUCAACCAAGAAACGUUCACCCAUUUCCAUUGAGAUUAAGAAACCAUCGAACAUGGUGGGUGUGUCGGCGCUUGUGUCGCCAGCCAAUUCGCCAGACUCCGACAAGGAGAAGGACAAUGGCAAGGACAAGGAGAAGGAGAAAGACAAAGAGAAGGAUAAGGACAAGGACAAGGAUGGCAAGAAAUCGAGACGCGAGGAGCUGCUCAAACAGUUGCGCGCCGUCGAGGAUGCCAUUGCCAAGAAACGCUCCAAAUUGACCUGAUAACAGACGCACAUCCUCCCCUCAAAUCCCCUCAACGCAUCCGCAGCCGCACUUGCAGCACGCCCCACAGCCCCGCCGUGUCGCACACGCACACACAUUUGUGUGCUCGCCGCGUCUCUGUCCGGGUCUGGGAAACUGCAACUGCAACUGCAACUGUAACUGGAGUAGCAUUAGCAUGCAGUCUACGGCAAUAAGCAUCCAUAUAUAUAUAUAUAUAAACACUUAUGUGGUUUUACCUUACAUUCGCAUCGCUUGUCGAUAUUGUGUCGAUUGUCAGUUGAAAACAAACAAUUCAAUGCAUUUAGUUUUAAUAACCUCAUCAUUAUUUACACGCGCACACACAAC
Messenger RNA from Drosophila novamexicana, 3915 nucleotides. Its product is annotated as zinc finger CCCH domain-containing protein 18. The record is from RefSeq and is a predicted model, not a curated record. Gene Ontology annotation, molecular function: metal ion binding. Lineage: Eukaryota; Metazoa; Arthropoda; Insecta; Diptera; Drosophilidae. The coding region runs from base 508 to 3570 and encodes 1020 amino acids. The transcript is spliced from 6 exons.